AGCAGACAUCUUUGAUUGGGUCUGGCCUUGCCAUUUUCUGUUGGGUCCCUAUGGCUCCCGAGGCUAUCGGCUUUCUCAGCUGCCUGGAUCUCACAGUUGACCAUCACCACAGAGCUGCACAGCAACUUCUGCCAUUCAGUCAGAUCAGUCGGCUGUUCAUUGGAUUGUUUGAAUUCCCAUGUUCACCAGCUUAUUAUCUGUUGCUGUUAUGAAAUGAUAUAAGCUGAUAUCAGACUAACAGUUCAGGCUGUUAGGGAUAGACAGACACAGAGCUGGAUGCCCAUUUUAGUAUUGUUUCCAAAUUCAAGUUAUCUAUUGCAACAGAAUAGUUGUUUUCAGAUUUUUGUAGAAUUGUGAAAAAAACAAAUAUGGAUAAUGUUUCAGUUAUUACUAUGUUUACUCUCUCUGGGUUAAGUGACAUAACAAACUACAGAGUUACUCUGUUUGCUCUCACUUUACUGUGUUAUUGUCUGAUUUGUUUGGUAAAUGUGACCAUUAUUGUGACAAUCAUUAUGGACAAUAGCCUUCAUGAACCCAUGUACAUCUUCCUCUGUAAUCUGUGCAUCAAUGGACUUUAUGGGACAGCAGGAUUUUAUCCCAAAUUUCUCAUGGAUCUUCUAUCUACCAUUCAUGUAAUUUCUUAUGCUGGAUGUUUAGUGCAGGGUUUUGUGUUGCACUCUUCAGCUUGUGCUGAUUUCUCUCUUCUAGUGCUAAUGGCCUAUGACAGAUAUGUGGCUAUAUGUCGACCUCUGGUAUACCACUCUGUGAUGACUAUGCAAAGAGUUUGUGUAUUUGUGUUUUUUGCUUGGCUUAUACCCCUUUUUUUGGUGUUUAUAGGUUCAAUAACCACAUUAAGAUCGAGGUUAUGUGGCUCACACAUACCUAAAAUCUACUGUAUUAAUUUUUGGAUUCGUAAACUAGCUUGUUCUGCCUCCAUAGCAAAUGUUAUUGUUCCAGCUUUUAAUUACUUUUAUUUUGGCCAUGUUAUUUUUGUUGUUUGGUCUUACAUAUAUAUGAUAUGAUGUCUGUUUGUGAUUUGGGAGAAAUACUUUUGACAAUAACAAUGUUGUAUUGUUGUAUCAGUCAACAAUGUGACAGUUAUACAUUACCACCAUUCCAGGUUGUACAGUACAAAAGUCCCAACACAGGACUUAAAGAAUGAAAGAAAGCAAUGUAGUAUAUUUUAUCUAACAGUUAUGUUUUAGUGUUUCAAAUCACAUCACAUUUAAUGUGUUUUCAGCCAUAUGUUGCUUUCAAUAAAUCUGUACCUGAUCAUAAAA
Molecule: messenger RNA, 1280 nt
Organism: Dicentrarchus labrax (European seabass)
Lineage: Eukaryota; Metazoa; Chordata; Actinopteri; Moronidae
Product: putative olfactory receptor 13C6
Biological process (GO): G protein-coupled receptor signaling pathway
Cellular component (GO): membrane
Molecular function (GO): G protein-coupled receptor activity
Source: RefSeq, a predicted model, not a curated record